This is a messenger RNA of Trypanosoma conorhini, 2136 nucleotides long. RefSeq lists its product as uncharacterized. Bases 1 to 2136 code for a protein of 711 amino acids. The transcript has a single exon. The record is from RefSeq and is a predicted model, not a curated record. NCBI's taxonomy places the organism in Eukaryota, Euglenozoa, Kinetoplastea, Trypanosomatida, Trypanosomatidae.
AUGGCGGGUUUUUCGGCGCUGGACGAACAGAUCAACGCCCUCAAUGCCCUGCACAUCGGCGGCGCCAAGACGCUGGAGAGUUUCGCCGACACCUCCAAAGCGAUUGCGGACCGCGCGCGCCGCAUAGCGGCCGACGUGCAGCCGUGGGAGGUGGCGCAGGAGAAUAUCGCGUCCACCAUCAAGGAGAUGUCACGGGCGGCCCGCUGCUAUCACCCUCCGCCCGCACUGCGGCUUGUGCUGGCGCGCAAAGAGAAGAACCCGGAGGUGCUGUGCAAGUGCAUUGACUACUUGGUGUUCACCGACAACUACCUCGCGUCGCACCCAACAAAUCUUUACGCCGACCAGAUUGGGGUGAGCAUCGCGGCCCAGCUGGCAACCAUGGUUGAGGUCGCCGAGGACACCGUGAAGGAGGCGUUUAUUAAAUCUUUGCAAAAGAAGGAGUUGUGGCAAUCGGGCGAGGGCGAGAAACGCGAAGCGGCCACAGCGCCAGCGACGCCAGAAAAGGCGUCUGUGCUCAUUCACGAUAAUUCAGCACUACGCGGGAUUGAUCAAAUUGUGCACAGACUUGGCGAAAACUUCAACCGCAAUGACGUGGUCUCUCUGGAUGUGAAGGAGCUCCUCGCCGAAGGAAUGCUUCGCCUGGUUGAUGCCCUAUGUGGCAGCUCACACAAAGAGGAAGAGAUGCAGCCGUAUGCUAUCCUGCCAGCGCGACACGAAAUUGCGCCUAUGCGGAAGCAUUACCAAAAAGGUUGCCACCGACUCUUGGGUAUAUCUUCAACGGCCCGGCAGAUUGUAAGUGAGGCGGGGGAGUGCCUGCAGCAGUACGUGCUAGAGCCAUUGGACGAUGCCUUUGACGUCGUGGGGAUGCCUGGUGAAUUGGCCACCCUCGUCUUCGAUCGCGUCAUGUCGAAAUGCUUUGCCGCUGUGGAAGUGAACGAUGCGGCUUUAGCAAACCCCACACUGACGUUUGUUCUCUCGCGAGGGGAGGGCGUUGGGCUUGUGGGCGAAACUCACCACUACCGCGAUGCCAUCUUCAUUGGACUAGACUUGCUGGAGGAGUUAUGGAAAUGGAAGAGUCUCGCAGAGAGUCUACCGGGAGAAAACCACGUCUUUAUUGACCAUGUGGAUAGUGAAGUGGAACAGUUUCUGUUUGAGGUGCGAGAUCUAUUGGACGCUUAUGUGACCUGUAAGGGCGCCCUCGACGCGAAGCUUCUCAAGGAGUACACCAACGCGUUGCAUCGUACGGAGUGGGUGCCCUCGCUGGACUGCUCCACCCACGUGUCUGUCACCAAUCAAGUUUACCUGCACAAGGUGAUGCUGACGCACUACUUUGGUGCCUUGAAGUUGGCUCUCCAUGGCACACUGCUCAACACCUCCUCCGAGGUGGAGGCGCUGCAGGAGGUGGAGGACUACAUGAUGCGGUGCGUUUUGGGGACACUGCGGGACCUGGAGGUCAUUGCCGAGGCUGCGCUGGAGCUGCAGAGCGAGACCAUGAAUCAUGCUGGCCGUCGCCGCCAUCGCCGGCAGGCGUUGUCCUUCUCGCCGUCGCGGGUGCAGCGGUAUUCCUCGGAGCGAGGCCAUGUCAUUUCGCCAGAUAUAUUUUUGCUGAACAAUAUCCUCUUUUUGGUUGGAAGUUAUCGCAAGGAGGCCUGCUUUCAUCAACGUCGACUUCCCACAGACGACCCCGAAAGCUCCAGGCAAAAGUCCACGGCAGAACUGCCGUCUGUGCCAAUUGUUGCUAACAUCAUCGCCGUAUUAGAAGAUGAAAAGGGACGGUAUGUGGACGAGUUUGCGGCUUCGUGGGCUGAGUGCUUUCCGGCCGUAAGCGGCAAUCCAUGUCUGGCAAGCAUCACCACGGAGAGUGGUGAGUUGCGGAAGGCGCAACGCAUGGCAGUGAAGCAUUGGUACAAGGCUGUGGCUGACGCUUUGGCCGAAAGGAUAUACGCCUGCCGCACCUUUGCAGUUCUUGACAAGUCACAGCGGAAUCUCCUCAUUGAGGCCUCUGUGGCCGCGGUGCGAAAUGGGUUUGCCACGUUUGAAGCAAGGCUAGGAGGGCGAGCCUGGUCGACGCGGCCCAUGAAAUGGAUGAGGCAGGGAGUGGAGCAAUGGGCAGAGGAAUUAAGUAAAGCUUUCUAA